This is a messenger RNA of Desarmillaria tabescens, 1036 nucleotides long. RefSeq lists its product as uncharacterized. The transcript is spliced from 10 exons. The record is from RefSeq and is a predicted model, not a curated record. NCBI's taxonomy places the organism in Eukaryota, Fungi, Basidiomycota, Agaricomycetes, Agaricales, Physalacriaceae. The coding region runs from base 133 to 894 and encodes 253 amino acids.
AGUCGUGAUAGGAAACUGCACCGGAUCAUUGAUUGAAGUCUCAUGACGAACCACGCGUCCUUCGUUCACGCACGAUGACCUCUUAAGCUAACGUGUGCCAAGUUACCCCUUCUUCCCCAAUUUCCGUCCACCAUGCAAAAAAGAACCGCCAUUGUGACUUUCCCUGCCCAGGGCGGUUACUCCAAGAGUAUCGCCCUCCGCCUCGCACAAGAUGGCUUCGAUAUCGCCAUCUGUGGAUCACAAACUCACAAAGCCUUGUUGGACGACCUUCAGCAAGAAGUCUCCGCAAAGGGCGUACAGUGCCGGGGGUACAUCGUAAACUUUACUAGCGAGGAAGACGUCAAGGGAGUGAUCGACUCUGUUGUAAAUCACUUUGGCAGCCUCGAUGUCAUGGUCGCGAAUUUGUUGCACUUUUCGUCUGUCUCGCCACUCAUCGAUACAUCCAUCGACUCGUGGGACAAAUCAUUCGAGUUCAACACUCGAAGCGCAUUCCUUUUCUACAAAUACGCCGCGAUCCAGAUGAUCAAACAAGGCCGCGGCGGGAGUAUCAUUGGCUCUUCCGCCACAUCAGGGCUGCAAGCCUGGGUACCGAACCUCACCUCCUUCUGCGCCAACGCCUUUGCUAUCCGCGGGCUUACGCAAAGCGCCGCACUCGAACUCGGACCUCACGCGAUCACAGUGAACGCGUUCGCCCCAGAUCGCACCACAGUCGAGAAGAUCCACCAAAACUCCCAGCUAGACGUUCCCAACCUCGUGAACACCCGAACACCUUUAGCGCAGAAAAGCGGUACGCCCGAGGAUGUCGCUGGUGUCGUCUCGUUUCUCGCAUCGAAAGAGGCGAGGUUUAUCACUGGGCAGACGAUCUCUGUGAACGGGGGUUUACACAUGACUUGAGCGUUUUCCGCGUGUUUAGGAAACAAAGCUGUAAACCAGUAGUGCUGGAUAUGACUGUCUCGUCCAUCACGCAUUUCAUAGCUUUCCCUUGCGAGUAAUGCAACGACUGAGAACAAUCACGAGCGAAUAUCACUAAGCUGUA